Molecule: messenger RNA, 4064 nt
Organism: Liolophura sinensis
Lineage: Eukaryota; Metazoa; Mollusca; Polyplacophora; Chitonida; Chitonidae
Exons: 5
Coding region: 1152-2489 (445 amino acids)
Source: RefSeq, a predicted model, not a curated record
UCUUCCGCUAAGGCCUAUACUUAUGCCCUAUAACUAUGAUCCCUUUCACAGCUGUUCUUGUCAAAUUUGAACUUUAUCGCCUUGUAUAAGUCUGCUAGCAACACGAUAACUUAUACCACCCACGUUAACAGUCACGAAACACAAGACUUGCCAUAUAAAUGUGUAGAGUAUAUAAAAUACGGGUGAAAUUGCAACAGUAAAAUACAUCCAAAUAUAGACGAAGCCGAGGCAGUGGGUACGGCACACAGUGCGCAGUGCGUCUACCUCCCCGCCACAUGGAAUGAACCCUCCCACUCGGCCCGGGAAAAGGGGCUAAUAUAAAACUUGUAUCGCCGGGAUGGAAGAGAUCUGUUAAGUUGAGGGGCCUUGGAAACGCUGGUUGAGUGCCGAUCGUAUAGAGAAUGGAGAACUUCAGCUCUCAUUCUCUUCGUGUUUCGGGGAUUACGUUGAGCUGUGGAUAGCUCUUGGGCCACAUACCUGUUAUUUACGUAUAUAUGUAUAUAGAUACGUGUAUAUACAUUUCUAUUAUACGUGCAUGCUGGAGGAGUCCGUUUGUGUCAGAAACGCUGAAUGUCUGUGAUGGCUGGUAUCUGUGGCUGCAUGUCAGUGUAGCAGGCAGUUCGAUAUUGCCACACGGAUAUAUGUUAUAAUCGUUUAGAAUUCCAAGGACUUUGAUAACAGCUGAUAAACUUCAACCUGGGAGAGGUGUUGUUGUUUCUAAGAUUCUGUUCCACUGUGCGGUGCUGUGUGAAGCUGUCAGCUGGAGAGCUCCCCCGCCGUUCCACCUCACCAGUCACCCCCCGGGAGAGAGGUACCUGUGUCCGGAGUCCCACGCCGCAAGAAAGUAACAACCAAUGACAACACAGUAAACCACGUGCAUAUGAAUGACAGUAAUAAACCUACAGCAUCUUACCCGCUAUCGGGUUGAGCUUUGUCACCUCGAGCGCUGUACUUAUCUUAUCCCUUGCUGACAUUGUUAACAUUUCUUGCUAUUGAGAUUGAUGCGUCCAGUGUGAUAUAUAUACAUGCGCACUAAUAACAUAUCAGCUGUAAGGAUUUACCUUGCUGGGAAAUACUCCACGGCCGUUUACCUGUCAACUGCCCCGUGUGUUCAUGAAGCCUUAUGAGGCAGAGACUGAACAUACCACACCAUGCUAGUCUUCGGACGGGACUGGAAGAUUGGGACUCAUACUUUCAUUAUUCUGACAGCUGUCUUGGAAAUUGUCUGUAAGGACUUUCCCUCUCGCUACACUGGAGAAAGGAUGAUGUCUAUCCCAGUUGACCCCAACCACCGCAGUCAGUGUUGUAAAAAGUUCCCAACCGCUUCAAAUGAAAACCCUUUCAGUGCGCAUGAUGACAAGGAGCUCAUACUAGGAUACUGGGAGAAAUUCCCUUGCCCACCGCCGUGGGCGCAAGGAAAGCUGUUGGAAAAAGUGAACUGGAGUUGUAUUGGACCUCAUUGGCGGGACGUAAAAUUUCACUUGGCACGACGGUGCAACAUUGACAUUCCCGGUGCUAACCUGGUCAAGGCUACAGUGCUUUCCUCCCUCAGCUGUGGCCAUUCUUGUAAACUGGUGAUCGUCUGUAUAUGUUGUUCUGCUGUGGGUGUGGCAGUUAUUGUCCUAGCCUGUGUUCUAUACAAAUUGAAGCAGUCCAGGGCUGUUCAGUUUGAGUUCUGGGCCUUCCUUCGCAGAAAACAGCCCGAGAUCUAUAGCGUAACGGGCAGUCCUACUCACCAGACAGCUCUUAAUGCCACGUCUAACAAACUCUACAGCGAGCAGGUGGAACAAGAAACUAAAUUACAGCAACCUCCAUGUCAAGAGCGCAUGAGUCGCACUAUGUGUCGAUCCCGAGACAGUCUGGGUAUGCUCCAUAACCACUAUGCUAGCGAGGACAGUAUGCGAGCUGCCAAUGGCGGGCCAUACUCCUGCGGGCCAUAUGGAGCUAGGGAGGAGAACGGACUGUACAAAAAGCAACGCCCAUCCACGCCGGACAUAUUCUUGCACGUCAGUCCCACACGGUCGAGUUACGAGAAGCUCUCCGAAGAGGACACGCCCUCCCCUUGUAGCACUGAUGACCCUCCCAUUUAUGAGUACAUUGACAAUGAGGUCUACCCUCCCCGAGUGAUUGCGCCAAGCCCUCGCAGGGGGCAUAACUCUGUUCCGUCACAGCGGCCAAGGGAGAUAAUCUCUGCGUAUGAGAUCCCGAUAUGUAGACCCAGGGGUCAUACUGACCCCCACAGAUCACAUUCCUACGGAGGCAUUCUGGUGCCCCCUCCCCCAGCUCCACCUCCUCCCCCGAUUAGGAUGGCUGAGAGCUGGACACAGACUUUAGGGGCCCCGGAACUGUUUGACAUGGAGGAGAUGGACAGACGGCCACACCACAUACGACCCCCUCACCGGACACGCCGCGGAAAGCGGAGACGACAAACCAGUUCCAGUUUCUCAGAGACAGAGAGUGAUACAACUUCGAGCAGUCUUAACCAGUGAUAGCAGUUCUCAAAGUGUCUUGUUUACCUAUUGACCAUUUGUUGAAACUCUCAUGAAAAAACUCUCCUCUUUGCAAAUUUUAAUUGUCUUUUUUGAUACCACAGCAACUGCCAUGAAGUUUUUGCAACAAAUGGUUAUUCAGUGAUAUCACGCAAUCUGGCCCUCAGAUACAACUUUCCUUUUUACUAAGCCCACUUCAGCAAUACUUGGUGAAUCAGUUUUCAUAAUUUUUCACUUAUGAAAAUUGCAUUUGUGAAGAUUUUUAAAUCUUCCCUAAACUGUCCCAGAAGUUUCAUCACAAGGAUGCUACUAGAUAUCGCUGAAUAACCAUAUGUAGCAGUGUUGCAACGUACAGGCAUGUAGCAUGUAUGAUAUGUGAUAUCACUGACUGGUGAUAUCAUUGAAUAUGAUGCAAUGUUGCCACAAGCAUUUGGUUUGUGAUAUCUCUCUUGAAUCUUGCUGUGUGAUAGAAUAUCGCAGUGCCUUUCAAUUUUGCUAUCACAUUUCUGUUAUCUUUAUGGGAUCAUGACGCAUUAUGGGGAUACAUGAAGAAAUCAUUUUACAUGUAAUAUUUACUUUCAAAGAUGAUUGUUUUUUGUGUUAUGUUUUCGGUGUUAUGUUUCGCCACUCAGUGGUUCUCAGUAAACCCAUGCAUAGGCCUAUGUAUCUGUUUGCUGUCAUAUUUUGGAAAGCUGUGUGUGUGUUGAUGAACAAUAUGACAUUACCGGUACCUGACCUGUUUCUCAAAUUUUUAAGAUAGUAUACUGAUGUAGCUUACGGGAAUUAAAGAAGAAAUAUUCAGAAACAUUUGCUCCCUUAUUUAAUUCAGAAAACUACUUAUGUGACAGAUAACCAUCCACGUCUAUGGACUUAGACUUAGCCUACUUCAUCAGCAAAAACCUUGAACAACAUUAUUAGAUUUGCUCUCUUUUGUGUGUUGAUUGGCAUAAAAGAAAGUUAGAAAAUUAAAUAAAAAGUAGUCUUAAUGUCAGGGAAGCCAUGCAAGAGGCUGAUAUAAAUUCCAUGCACAAAUCUUAGUUUUAUACUGUAUAGUAGACAGUUGUUUUAGCAGUCAGAUAUCACAUUGUGUUGAAAUGUUCAGUUACCUUGAUACUUAAGCUUGUCCAGAUUUGUAUGUAUAUCGAAAAGUAGGUCUACCUAUAGCUAUGGAUACAGUAUUGAUUAAGCAGGAAGUAUUUGUGUGCUUUAUCAUGUUAACAAUCAACAUUAAGAAAAAACUUAACUUUUUGAGGCAUUCUAGAAUAAUUAUACAUCCAGAUUAAUCCAUGAACUGCUUAUUUAUUUAUUUUAUUUUAUUGGUGUUUUACGCCGUACUCAAGAAUAUUUCACUUGUACGACGGCGGCCAGCAUUAUGGUGGGUGGAAACCGGGCAGAGCCUGGGGGAAACCCACAACCAGCCGCAGGUUACUGACAGACCUUCCCACGUACGGCCGGAGAGGAAGCCAGCAUGAGCUGGACUUGAACUCACCACCAUGAACUACUUGAUACCAUAUUUAACAAAGUACAAGCUUUCCUCAGCUUAUAUGAGGCAAUUUAGGCGUAAACAUAUAUAUA